This is a messenger RNA of Kluyveromyces marxianus DMKU3-1042, 1071 nucleotides long. RefSeq names its product tyrosine protein phosphatase YVH1 (gene YVH1). The record is from RefSeq and is a predicted model, not a curated record. The transcript has a single exon. Bases 1 to 1071 code for a protein of 356 amino acids. Gene Ontology annotation, molecular function: protein tyrosine/serine/threonine phosphatase activity. Gene Ontology annotation, cellular component: nucleus. Gene Ontology annotation, biological process: protein dephosphorylation. Lineage: Eukaryota; Fungi; Ascomycota; Saccharomycetes; Saccharomycetales; Saccharomycetaceae.
AUGUCGAGCACUGGAGAACCAGAUAUUACUAGAAUUCUAGGUGGUAUUUAUGUCGGUGGUAUCCAACCGAUCGCUCACCAUACCCCAUUGAAAGCAAACUAUCAAAUAACGCACAUCCUAUCUGUGAUCAGAUUUGAGAUUAUCCCUGAGUAUUUAGUGAGGAAAAGUUACACACUAAAGAACAUCCCUAUCGAUGAUAAUAUGAAUACUGAUGUGCUGCAGUACUUCAACGAAACGAACAGGUUCAUAGACUCGUGCUUGUUCCCAGACGAGGUCGAGUACGAUCCAAAGAAGGUCGAUUUCAGAAAGAAGCCCCAAAAGGGUGCUAUCUAUAUCCACUGUCAGGCUGGUGUAUCGAGGUCUGUCACUUUUGCUGUGGCUUACUUGAUGUACAGAUAUGGCUUCAAUUUGAAGACGGCUUUGCAUGCAGUUAAAAGAAAGAGGUCCGUGGCAGAACCUAACGAGAACUUCAUGGAGCAAUUAAAGCUAUACGAGGCUAUGGGCUCUAAUGUCGUGGAUCCUGAGAACAAAGAGUAUAAACAAUGGAAGUUACAAAAUUCGAUCAAGAUUGACCCAUUAGGUGCUGAUAUCAUGGCCCAGAACGAGAUGUUCAGAUCAGAAGAAGCGCAAACCCAGGAGAUAGCCAAGCUUUCUGAGAAGGAAGCAAAGGAAGUUUCCGCAAUCAGAUGCAAAAAGUGCAGAUUCAGACUAGCGUUCUCGACGUCAUUCCUAGAACACGAGCCACCAAGCAAAGAAUCAAUGGAAGGACAUUUCAUCAAGAGAGCAGCUGGGUCGAGGAGAAUCAUAGAUAUCCAAGAGUCGCAAGACCAUUGUUCGCAUUACUUCGUGGAGCCACUAGAGUGGAUGAAAAAAGAGCUCCAGAAGCAGGAACUUGAAGGCAAGUUCAUGUGUCCCCAUUGCGAUAGUAAAGUCGGUGGUUACAAUUGGAAGGGUUCCAGAUGCAGUUGCGGAAAGUGGAUGAUCCCGGCAAUCCAUCUCCAAACAGCAAAGGUAGACCACGUUGCAUUGACAAAGAAGGAUUUGCCAAAUUUGGUGUCGUUCGAAGAAUAA